CGGCGGGGGAGGGGUCUCUGAGCGCGGCCCCUCCCCCUUGCGCCCCCGCCUGCGCUGCGGUGCCCCCAUUCCGCGUGUCUCUGCCUGUCUGUCCGUCUGCGCCCAGGCCUCGCCCCACCCGGCCCGGGGGCUGCCCGGCCGCCCCUCUACCCACCGCAGCCGACCCCCUCCUUCCCGGCCAGCCCCCGCCGCAGCCCAGGAAACCAGCCGGGACGCCGCCGCCCCAGACCCAGGGCCCUCGCCUGGACCUCGGGGGGCCUGCACUCCAAGAUUGAAUCAAGAGAUCCGGAAACCCCGAGCCUGGGACUCUCAUCUGGGGCCAGCACCCCGAGAUCCAGCCGUGGAACCCCAAGACCUGGAGCUCGAACCCCAAUAUCUGGGGCUGGAAUGCCAACAUCGGUUGCUGGGACCCCAAGAUUUUGAGACCAAACCCCAUAAUUUGGAACAUAGACACCAGGAUUUAGAGUGGAACCCCAAAUUUUGGCAUCUAAGACCCCAAAUCUGGAGCUGAACUCUGAAUUCUGUGCCUGGGACCUUGAAAUCUGGGACUGGAUUCCCAAAUCAAUACCCUGCAACCCACCAUUUGGGACCUGAACUCUGGAAUUCAGGCCUCAGUUUCCAAGAUCUGAACCAGGGGAUUCCAAGGGGCCUGAACCUGUUUGGGCCUGAAGUCCUUGCUGCAGACCUGAAUGCUGAAAUCUGGGGCUAGAGACCUCCAAAUCUUGACUCAGCACCCCAGUAUCUGAAUGCAGAACCACCAGUGUCGGAUCCCAGGACCGGGCUUGGAACUCACACCCUAAACUCCCCCAUUUGGCUGUUUAGCAGCCCACAGCUGUUUGGAAUCCCAAGACCGUGGGAUACCCUGUCCCUGAACUACCCAAACUGGGGCCAGGGUCUCUAAAACUGGACCCUAGAGGCCCAAUAUUUUGGGGUCUGAGACCUCAAGUAUUAAGGUCUGGACACUCCAUUACCACAGAUGUGAGCACAGACACGGCAGACAGUCCCUGUACAGAAGUCUUGGGGACAGGGAAGGCAUGACCAGACGCCUCCUCCAGAGCUCUGACCUCUGACCCCCUUGGAGCCUGAGGACCCUGCUCCCGGGGGUGGUUUCCAGCUCAGGCCGCCCCGCCCGCGAUGGCCGUCCUCCCGUUGCUCCUUUGCCUGCUGCCGCUGGCCCCUGCCUCGUCUCCACCCCAGCCAGCCACACCCAGCCCGUGUCCCCGCCGCUGCCGCUGCCAGACGCAGUCACUGCCCCUAAGCGUGUUGUGCCCAGGGGCAGGCCUCCUGUUUGUGCCACCCUCGCUGGACCGCCGGGCAGCCGAGCUGAGGCUGGCAGACAACUUCAUCGCAGCCGUGCGCCGCCGAGACCUGGCCAACAUGACGGGCCUGCUGCAUCUGAGCUUGUCGCGCAACACCAUCCGCCACGUGGCCGCCGGCGCCUUUGCUGACCUACGUGCCCUGCGCGCCCUGCACCUAGAUGGCAAUCGGCUGACCUCGCUGGGCGAGGGUCAGCUGCGUGGCCUGGUCAACUUGCGUCACCUCAUCCUGAGCAACAACCAGCUGGCAGCCCUGGCAGCCGGUGCCCUGGACGACUGUGCCGAGACGCUCGAGGACCUCGACCUCUCCUACAACAACCUCGAGCAGCUGCCCUGGGAGGCUUUGGGCCGCCUGGGAAACGUCAACACGUUGGGCCUUGACCACAACUUGCUGGCGUCCGUGCCCGCUGGCGCCUUUUCCCGCCUGCACAAGCUGGCGCGGCUGGACAUGACCUCCAACCGCCUGACCACCAUCCCGCCCGACCCGCUCUUCUCCCGCCUGCCCCUGCUCGCCAGGCCGCGGGGCUCACCCGCCUCCGCCCUGGUGCUGGCCUUUGGCGGGAACCCUCUGCACUGCAACUGCGAGCUGGUGUGGCUGCGGCGCCUGGCACGGGAGGACGACCUCGAGGCCUGCGCCUCGCCGCCUGCUCUGGGCGGCCGCUACUUCUGGGCUGUGGGCGAGGAGGAGUUUGUGUGCGAGCCACCAGUGGUGACUCACCGCUCGCCGCCCCUGGCCGUGCCGGCAGGUCGGCCGGCUGCCCUGCGCUGCCGGGCGGUGGGGGACCCAGAGCCUCGUGUGCGCUGGGUGUCACCCCAAGGCCGGCUGCUGGGCAACUCGAGCCGCGCUCGCGCCUUCCCUAAUGGGACCCUGGAGCUGCUGGUCACUGAGCCCGGCGAUGGCGGCAUUUUCACCUGCAUUGCAGCCAAUGCAGCUGGUGAGGCCACAGCUGCCGUGGAGCUGACCGUGGGCCCCCCACCGCCUCCCCAGCUAGCCAAUAGCACCAGCUGUGACCCCCCGCGGGACGGGGAUCCUGAUGCCCUCACCCCGCCCUCGGCCGCAUCUGCCUCUGCCAAAGCGGCUGACACCGGGCCCCCUACCGACCGUGGCGUCCAGGUGACUGAGCAUGGGGCCACCGCUGCUCUCGUCCAGUGGCCAGAUCAGCGGCCUAUCCCAGGCAUCCGCAUGUACCAGAUCCAGUACAACAGCUCAGCUGAUGACAUCCUCGUCUACAGGAUGAUCCCGGCGGACAGCCACUCUUUCCUGUUGACCGACCUGGCAUCAGGCCGUACCUAUGACCUGUGCGUGCUGGCUGUGUACGAGGAUGGUGCCACGGGGCUGACAGCCACGCGACCCGUGGGCUGCGCCCACUUCUCCACGGAGCCGGCGCUGCGGCCGUGCGGAGCCCCGCAUGCACCCUUCCUGGGAGGCACCAUGAUCAUCGCGCUGGGUGGUGUCAUCGUGGCCUCGGUGCUCAUCUUCAUCUUCGUGCUGCUUAUGCGCUACAAGGUGCAUGGCGGCCAGCCCCCCGGCAAGGCCAAGACACCCGCGCCCGUCAGCAGUGUUUGCUCCCAGACCAACGGCGCCCUGGGCCCCACGCUGGCUCCGCCGGCCCCUGAGCCCGCUGCACCCCGGGCCCACACCGUGGUCCAGCUGGACUGCGAGUCCUGGGGGCCCAGCCACGAACCUGUGGGACCCUAGCCAGGUGCCCCCCUCUAAGGCUCCUCCAGCCUCAGGAGCAGAAGGACCCGGACACCCCGAGGGACCUGGGCUCAGACUCACCAAAUUGCUCACGGUUUUUAAAACUCUGAUGGGAAGGGUGUCGGGGACACCAGGGCACAACAAGAAAGUCCUAUUUUUCUAA
This is a messenger RNA of Lemur catta (Ring-tailed lemur), 3178 nucleotides long. RefSeq names its product leucine rich repeat and fibronectin type III domain containing 3 (gene LRFN3). NCBI's taxonomy places the organism in Eukaryota, Metazoa, Chordata, Mammalia, Primates, Lemuridae. Gene Ontology annotation, molecular function: protein binding. The record is from RefSeq and is a predicted model, not a curated record. The transcript has 3 exons. Bases 1135 to 3015 code for a protein of 626 amino acids.